This is a messenger RNA of Sphaeramia orbicularis (orbiculate cardinalfish), 3233 nucleotides long. RefSeq names its product aryl-hydrocarbon receptor repressor a (gene ahrra). Gene Ontology annotation, cellular component: aryl hydrocarbon receptor complex; nucleus. Bases 520 to 2607 code for a protein of 695 amino acids. The record is from RefSeq and is a predicted model, not a curated record. Gene Ontology annotation, biological process: xenobiotic metabolic process; response to xenobiotic stimulus; regulation of transcription by RNA polymerase II. The transcript is spliced from 9 exons. Gene Ontology annotation, molecular function: transcription cis-regulatory region binding; nuclear receptor activity; protein dimerization activity. Lineage: Eukaryota; Metazoa; Chordata; Actinopteri; Kurtiformes; Apogonidae.
UGAGAAAUUAAAACGUCCCAAAUGAAGAUGUAAUACGGAUUUAAAAGACGCACAAAAACGUAAAUGCCAAAAUUCCCAUAUGGGGCCAGCACUUGAAAGCAGCAUAAGCUUUAGUGUGUGUAUGUGUGUGUGUGUGAGCCUGUGUGUGUGUGCGCUCUCCCCGCUCUGUUUGUGAGGCAGAGAGUUGCGUGCGAAGAGCUCGACAUGUCAUUCAGAGGAAUCCGCCACCUGAAACGCGAGGAAGUGAAGGCGACUCAAUUGGGUAUAAAGCAUCAGCCAACAUCUGCCCCGAGCAGUGCAAAGCUGAUGAAAACAUCAGCUCGGAGCGCACAUAGGACCUCUCCGAUUUAUUUGAUUUCCUUUGGAUUUAUCAUUUGGCAUAAUCGAGUCGGUGCAUCCUGGGAGACGCAUCUUUUUUUUUCUUGAAGUGAAUGUGACUCAACAGACAGCACUAUACUGGAAUUAACUCGUUUUCACAAAGAUUUUGGCGCACCUGUUACCUCCACGGAGCGCAAGAUCAUGAUCCCUCCGGGAGACUGCAUGUAUGCGGGCAGGAAGAGGAGGAAGCCCAUCCAAAAACAGAAGCCGUCCUCUGCCAAUGAGAAAACCAACCCCUCCAAGCGGCACCGGGACAGGCUGAACGCUGAGCUGGACCGGCUGGCCAGCCUGCUGCCUUUCCCCCCGGAUGUCAUCUCCAAGCUGGACAAGCUGUCAGUGUUGCGCCUUGCAGUUUCCUACCUCCGUGUCAAGAGUUUCUUCCAAGCAAAUCAAGACAAGACCUCCAGAAAGCACAUCACCAACUCAGCACCCUCCAACCCAGAGCCCAGGAAAGACAGCCUCCCCAUGGGCACCAGCGUCAAUGAAAGCAGCCUCCUCCUGGAAUCUCUGACAGGCUUCGCCCUGGUGGUGAGCAGCGACGGGAUGGUGUUUUACGCCUCCUCGACCAUUGUGGAUUAUCUGGGAUUCCAUCAGACUGAUGUGAUGCACCAGAAUGUGUUCGACUACAUCCACAUAGACGACCGUCAGGAGUUCAAACGUCAGCUCCACUGGGCCAUGUGUCCACCACAGCACCAGGGGACACAGGGACACCAGGACAACCAACUCGCCACUGGGACAGGUGAAGACUUUGUGGUGAGCAGUCUGUUCCAUUCUCCAGAGGCGGGGGGAAUUCCUCCAGAGCUUUCCUGCUUCCUCAACAGAUGUUUUAUCGCCAGAGUCAGAUGCCUCUUGGACAGCACCUCUGGAUUCCUGACGAUGCAGUUCCAAGGUCGGCUGAAGUUCCUCCACGGCCAGAAGAAGAAGUCAGCCUCCGGAGCCCUGCUGCCCCCCCAGCUGGCUCUGUUCUGCAUCGGCGUGCCCCUCCUGCUGCCCUCCAUCACAGACAUGAAGAUGAAGAACAUGCUAAUGAGGGGGAAGAGCAAGGGAGGAAGUGGAGGGGUUCUGUCUGCUAUGGAACAUGGCGAGCGAGGGGAUCACCUCCGGAGACACUCCUUCAGUGGAGGAAUGGGGGACGUUUCAGACCCUCUCCUCCUGUCCUGUCCUACUCCUGGGGGGAACCAGCGAGGCCACCACACUCCAUGGACCCCACUCUCCAAGGACAACCUCAAGUACCGGCCUGAAGGUUACUACAACCAGGAGGAGCCACUCAAUUACUGCAAGUCCUCCAUGGCUCCUCAUAAAGGUCUGAGUCCAGGUCUGAGUGGCUGGCCCAUGCGAGCCGGAUCAGGACCCCUCAGAGGAGCGGGUCAGGGUGUCGGCUACGUCCCCCCUAACCGCUUGAACAAGGCUGGGCAUUAUGGGAAGCCGUACCGCCUUUCCCCGAGCUGCCACGGCGGCAGAGGAGGCGAGGUGUUUGUCUCCAAGCUCUAUGGAAACCUGCAAAUCCCCUCAGACCCUGAUGCCUACUGCGUGGAUUUGGUGAAGAGUGAGAACGGCUACGGCGAGUGCUACGACGGCCACCUGAUGCCCGAGAUGCCGCCCAUCAAAGUAGAGCACGACUCGGACUCUGAGAAUGGCUGCGAUGCCUACGGUCGACCCUGGUCUUGCCGUGACCCGGAGGCCUUCGACCGCCGCUACAGUAAUGGAAUAUACGACCACAGCUCCAGCCUCCAGCUCAAAUCGGAGGCAGAUUUUUACGAUCCGCAGUACUCGCCCUGUCAGCGAGGCAAGGCAGGCAUCAGCCCGCCGUACAACAACGGCAACUAUCAGAACUAUGCAGUCAACAACAGCGCAAACGCCACUGGACGUAUGUCGAAGUGUGACAAAGACAUGAGCAACAGCAACAGCCAGUUUAGUCCUCAGAGACUGUCUCACUCAGACUCUCUAUGCAGCAACCAAUCUGUCAACCUCAUGGACUCGCACGUCUACCCAGUCGCCACACAGGACCCUCACAAAGCCUAUAUGCACCCGGACUACAACAAACAUGAUGUGUAUGAGUUCAAAGGUCACGGCCUGAUUCAUUCAAUCAAGCGGGAGCCCAUGGACUCCCCGCCGUGGUCUGAAAGUGGUCAUGAUAUAAAUCAGUCCAUGAUGGUUCCGAGGAACGUUAUGCCAUGUGUCAUGAGCACUGGGCACCACAAAUCCAGCCCCUACAUUUACAUGCCGUAACAGCGCUAAACAUACGCAAACACAACUGCGGAAAGUCACACACGCACACACAGACAUGUAUGCAUUAUAGUACAUUGUGUCAUUGUUGUCAUACACAUUCACCAGCAUUAUAAAAAGACAAUCUCUAAAUUUGAUGAUUCCCAGGAUGUCAACAUUUAAAGCCCUUCUUCUGCUCGAUGAAGCGGUCAUUAAUAAGGCUCAGGUUCUAGUGUUUGUGUUGUGACAAUCAGAAAUAAUACUUUGAAUCCAGUUUAUGGAUAGAUGAAUUGAUUUUAAAGAAUACAUUUUGUAGUUGUUUCACAGCACUUUUUGGAUUUAGUGACAAUGAGACAAAUUAUGUUUAGAGACACAAUUUCAUUUUUGUUUUAUGUGUUGUGCACACCUGGCUUUUGUGGGAGAAACAAAGAAUUUGCUGUAAAAAAGAAAAAAAAAAGUUAAUUUUUUAACUGUGUACACAAUAGAUGACCUAUACCUUCUACUGGGCUUAUUCAAGGGAGACGUCUGAUUAUUGGUGAUAACUUACCUGCCUUUUCCAUUACUGCCUCCAGUAACUGAUUUAUAUUAAUUAUAAAGUUAUGUUAAGUCACCUAGCAGAGAGCAUCCUGUAUUAAAAAAAAAAAUUAAAU